Molecule: messenger RNA, 3474 nt
Organism: Durusdinium trenchii
Lineage: Eukaryota; Dinophyceae; Suessiales; Symbiodiniaceae
Source: the annotation of a GenBank genome assembly
GAAAGUGCUCCACCGGUUCUCCACGCGACUGAAGCUCCAUGGCGCGGCGUCCACCUCAUUUAGAAGGUGCCGCCGACCCGGCGACCGGCUCGACGGGCUCGGCGCCGCUGUCGCCCCUCCGGCAGCGGGGAGGAAACUUGCAGUUGGAUACCUCCCUGAAGCCGCCCACUCGGAAGCCCAAGCAUCACGCGCACGGAAGCCACCACCACCCGCUGCCAAGCACGAAGGUGUAUUUUCACGUGGAAUGCCGCGGCAUCAAGUUUGGAGAGACGGUGCGGGUCACGGGCGAUCACCCGAGCCUGGGGAGCUGGGACGUCUCGAGAGCGAUGGAGCUGGAAACCCAGCAGGAUCUCUUCCCCGUCUUCAUCUCCCAGUCCCCCAUCUUCGUGGAGCUUCAUACCAAGGUGCAGUACAAGUAUUUACUUUGUGGUGUGAAUGGCCAGCCACGUGAUUGGGAGGACGGAGGUCUCGAGCGGAGCUUCGUGGCCAACGGCACCGAGAUGACGCUGGAAGACGACGACGGGGCCUUCCGACAGAAGGUGGGCAUGGAGGAAGACUCCGACGGUGAAGAAGAGGUGGGAGUGCCCCGCACGAACUCCAAGUCGCGGAAUCCCUUCAGCAUGGACAAAGAACAGAAGCUCUCGUUCAUCAAGGAGCUAGAGGGCAAGGCCGACAUCGGCGCCACGGACACCGUUUUCAUGCUGGCCUUUCAGCUGCCGGUGAAGGUCUUUAAGGACACCGACGGCGUAUGGAAGCUGAGCCAGAAGGCACCCACUGAUGGCCGUAACUUUGCCUUUCUGCCGUUGCUGCAGGAGGUCAAAGAAAAGAAGAAGUUGAAGGUGGUGAACAUCGGCUGGCCGGGCGUCCACCCGGAGACCGAGAAAGACAAGCGGGACAUCGAGCGGCUCCUGGCGGCCCACGACUUCAUCCCCGUGUGGCCUCCGCGGAAGGAGUUCGACGCCUUCCUGAUCUUUUGCCGGACCAUCUUGUGGCCUGUCUUUCACGACAGCAUGCAGACCCUCCAGUCGACGAAAGCAGAGCUCUUCAACGAACAGGGAUGGGCGGCCUAUCAACAUAUCAAUAACAUCUAUGCCUUGGCGUGUGUGCCGCACACCCAUGAGUCGGAUCUGAUUUGGAUCCAGGACUAUCACAUGCUCAUGACGCCGACCUUCAUUGCUCGCAAGAUCCAUAAGGCCAACAUCGGUUUUUAUUUGCACGUCCCCUUCCCCUCCUCAGACACCUUCAAGACAUUGCCGUGGCGAGAGGAGAUUCUCGCUGGCAUGCUGAGUGCGGAUCAACUGGGAUUCCAAUUUUUCUCCUACGCGCGGAACUUCAUCGUGAGCUGCAAGCGGACAUAUGGUCUGGAGCCCUCCUUCCGGACAGGUGGCUUCAUGGGCCUGGAUUGGAACGGACGCAACAUCAUGAUCAAGGUGGCUCACUUCGCCUACCCCUAUCAGGCCUCCAUCAAGGAGGUGGAGAGUGACGAGGUGCAGCGCGAGGCAGUGAAGGUGAAGGAGCUCUUCAAGGACAAAACAAUUUUCGCAUGUAUGGAUCGGGCGGAUGGCUUGUCGGGACUGAUCCCCAAGUUCCAAGCCUUCAAGCAGUUCCUCAAGGAGAAGCCCGAGCACAGCGGGAAGGUGGUACUGGUCCAGUACUGCUUCGAAUCCGUUGGCGGCAGAGAAGACGUGGCUGUGAUGACAAGACUGCGAAAGGAGGCUGAUGCUCUCUUGAGCUCCUCCAAUGGCAAGUUAGAAAUCCAGCCACUGAACGAAGGUUCUCCUGAGUCAUGCCACAUUUUCAUGCGCUUGGACAAGGCUGAGCGAGCCGACCGGCUGGGCCUCUUCCGAGCGGCUGACAUCCUGCUCGACACGAGCGCCAAGAACGGCUUGAACCUCAUGCCCUUCGAGUUCAUCACCGCGCAGCAUGGCACACCGAACCCCAAGGUGUGCAUCGUCAGCGAAUUUUCGGGCUGCAGCCGAGUGCUGAUGGGUUCCUUGCGCAUCAACCCAUGGAACAACUCGGCGCUGUCCAACUCCUUCGAGCGCGCACUGAGCAUGGCCGAUGAGGAGAAGAAAGAUCGCUGGCAGUGUGACCUCCAGUAUGUGUCGAAACAGUGCCAAAUGGGCUGGUUCGAGGACUUCCUUACGGACCUCCGGAGAGCCCGGAAGCGGGACGAUGUCCGAUUGGAAUCUAUCGGCUUCGGAGCCAAGAUGCGGCAGGUCGCCAUCGGUUCCAACUUCCAAAAGCUCCCCAUCAACGCAGUACUCCAGGCUUUCCGGCACGCGCGAAACCGUGUGCUGUGCUUCGACAACGAGGGGACUUUGGCCACGGACAAGAGGCACUUGCACCGGAGAUACACGGCGCACACCAGCGCAUUGGCAGACCUCGCCAGUCGAGGAUCAGCUCCCAACGAGCACGUCAUGGAUUGCUUGCAGUCAUUGAGUGCAGAUAGUCGGAACACCGUGGUGAUCCUCAGCGGUCGCAGCUGGGAGACCAUGGAGGAGUGGUUUGGAAAGGUCCCUCGGCUGGGACUCGGUGCCGAGCGAGGCUUCUUCUACAAGUUGCCCUUCAGCACCGGUGGACAGUGGCAUUGUAUGGUCCAGAAGCCCGACUAUGACUGGAAGUCCUUCGCCUUCGAGAUCAUGCGGCAGUUCGUGAAGAGGACCCAAGGCAGCUUCAUCGAGAACAAAGGCAGUGCAUUAGUUUGGCAGUACAGAGAUGCUGACCCCCAUUUCGGCUCGUGGCAAGCGAAAGAGCUCAGCUCCCAUUUGAAGGAGCUGCUCGUUGGCUACGACCUCGAAAUCCUCGAGGGCAAGGGCUACGUGGAGGUGAAGGUGCGUGGCGUGAACAAGGGCGUGGCGGUGAAUAAGGCUCUUCAGAAGGUCAAGCAGAUGUUUGGCGAGGUGGAGUUCGUGCUUUGCAUCGGGGACGAUCGAAGUGACGAGGACAUGUUUGAAGCCGUCAACCUGAUCGAUCCGACUGAAGAUGAGGAGGCUGAGUCGCAGAGAAGCACCACAGACAGUUCGGAGAAUGACGAGUUCGGUAUGGCACGGCUGAAAGCAAAGUCCGAAGUCUUGCUGCCCAAGCGACAAAGUAGCGGCAAGCUGGGAGGGCUGUGCGGGCUCACCGAGAAUAUGCGAGGUAGCUUAGGCGGUGGACUUUCCAGCCUUGGUGAAGGCGGUGAUGAACAUGCCAGUCGCAGGUUCUUCACGUGCACAGUGGGACGAAAGCCAAGUGCGGCGAAGUUCUUCUUGGAUGACACCGAUGAGGUCUCCGAGCUACUUGCCAGUUUGAAGCAAGUGCAGGAGAAGCAGAACAAGGAAAGCAACUUGGGAACCUGGUCCUACGGAGAUGGGAAGGACAAAGGCAGCGCUAUGGGCCUGCCUUCCUUCAGUCAAUGAGUGGCAAAUGUUUCACCCUAAAAAUAUUCUUGAAGAUGAAUAAAUAGCACCCAGCCCAGACAUCACAAGAAGU